UGACAUUACGGUCUCACUGGAUAAUUUGGCGUGAUUUUCGUUUGAUCGAAUUUUUCUAAUUUUUGUCAGUUUUCUUUGUUUUAAUCAUGGCAUUUCAAUUGCCAACAACCACAAGCGCCCCGACAGCAGCGGCGCCCUCGUUUUCCUUUGGUCUGAGCACCGGAACAGCCUCACCAGCUGGUGGUCUGGGAGCUGCCGGCGCUGUUCCCGCCACAAAACCCACAUUCGCCUUCGCAGCCCCAGCGGCGACCAUAAAUCUUGGAGGAGGGGAUGCGGAUACCAAAAAAGCACAAAAUCCACCACCAUUCAGUGGUUUUGGUUUAGGCGGAGGUGCGACAUCUACCCCCGCUCUUAGCUUGGGAGGCGCGCCAAAAAAUCCUGUCUCAACAGCAACUCCAGCGGUCGGGACCACGGCAGCUGCACCGGCCUUUGGAGGAUUCCUGUCACAACCUGCUGCAGCAGCUGCGCCAGCUGCAUCGACUGCAGCUCCCGUCGCGGCCACUCCCACAACAGGAUUGCUAUCGGGACUGGGAGCGCCAAAGAGUACCGCCCCUUCUGCCACUAGCUUGACUGCAGCUCCUACGGCUGUGGCUCCACAGACUGCAGCAGCAGCAGUGCCUACUCUGAGCACUGGAGGUGCCUUUGCUAAUCUAACCACCGAAACAAAGACCACGGAUUCCUCGGCAGUAUCUACUGCUAAUCAGCUAUCCUAUAAUCAACUGGAAGAGCACAUAAACAAGUGGACUCUGGAGUUUGAGGAGCAGGAGAAGGUGUUUACCGAGCAGGCGACACAGAUUAAUGCUUGGGACAAGCUGCUCAUCAGCAACAACCAAAAGAUCGUGGAGCUGAACGAUGCUGUGAAGAAGGUGAAGACCGAUCAGCAGGUGUUGGACCAGGAACUGGAGUUCAUAGCCACGCAGCAUAAGGAGCUGGAGGAAAGCCUGGCGCCCCUCGAGAAAGAAUUCGUGAACCUACCGCGCGUCGAUAUGGAGCGCAGUCACACAUAUCUGAUGGUGGAAAACCUGGACACGCAGUUGAAGCAAAUGUCCGAGGAUUUGAAGGAGAUUAUCGAUAACCUGAACGAGGCCAACAAGGGCCAGGACACCACCGACCCGAUUAUCCAAAUUGGCAAGAUCUUAAAUGCCCACAUGAGUUCGCUGCAGUGGAUCGAGUCCCAGUCGUCGAAUAUCUGCCGGAAGCUGGACGACAUUGGAAAGAUCCAAGACACCCAGAAGCGGGACAUAUUCAGGGCUCCCUUUUAGCGCGAUUUAGAAUUGAAACUGUUAACUUGUAACCAACCUCGGUUGGAAGUCCUUAAGAAACGAAUAAAAAAAAGGUGAUUUCAAAUUAGGGGA
This is a messenger RNA of Drosophila bipectinata, 1355 nucleotides long. It is a transcript of the gene Nup62, whose product is annotated as Nucleoporin 62kD. The record is from RefSeq and is a predicted model, not a curated record. Gene Ontology annotation, biological process: RNA export from nucleus; protein import into nucleus. Lineage: Eukaryota; Metazoa; Arthropoda; Insecta; Diptera; Drosophilidae. Gene Ontology annotation, molecular function: phospholipid binding; structural constituent of nuclear pore. Gene Ontology annotation, cellular component: nuclear pore; nuclear pore central transport channel.